GUUUUACAGGCGCACUUAAGUGCAUUUUUAUUGAAAUAAUAAAAUAAACAUGUCCCUAACGAAUUAUUAUUCCAUAAUGGGUGUCCAAACCGAGGAGGCUUAUGGUGCGCAUUUUAUCCCGGGCGGUUUGCAGGGUUCGACGUCCGGGUGCGCGAAGCCUACCGGGGGAGCCGAGCAGGAGCAGCAGGAAGAGGAGGGGACCCUGAUCUCACACAUCCAGGAUUUUUCCAAUUUCUCCAACAAAGCCAGUCUGAAUGGCUUUUCUCCUUGGACAAACACUUCUAUCUCCACCCCGACGUCUUCCCAGCUGCAAAGCGCACCCGGUGCUUCCCUCCCUGGACUCUUCCAUCCACACCCCCUCCUGAGCCACCACCAUCCCUCUUACUACGGCCCACAAGCUCUGACCCACACUGAGCACCUCGCGUCCGCGGCAGCGUCCGACAGCAGGUUCGUCCGCUGCUGGGAGGGGGUGAGCCCGGCCUCGGAGGACGCUCUGUUGCAGGUUACACCGAGUUUCUCCUCGUGUCUCCCCACGCAAGGGGAACCGUCUAAUCCCAGCCCCACCUAUGACGCGGUUAAACCAGAGAACUCGCCGCCGACCCGCGACAGCGCAGAGGAGUCCAGAUUCGCUCGCCCCACAGAGGUGGUCCUGGAGCGGCUGGGGACGGCGGAAGAGCCGGGGAAGAAGACUGAGCCGAAGAAGGAGGACGAGGAGAGAAAUACUACGCGACAGCGGCAGCAGCUCGACCCGGAAAAUCCAUCAGCCAGCUGGAUCCACGCCAAAUCUACUCGUAAAAAGAGGUGCCCUUACACCAAGCACCAAACCCUGGAGCUGGAGAAGGAGUUCCUCUACAACAUGUACUUGACAAGGGACCGGCGCCUGGAGGUGGCAGGACUCUUAAAUCUGACAGAGAGACAGGUGAAAAUCUGGUUCCAGAACAGACGGAUGAAGAUGAAGAAGUUGAUGAUCCGGGAGAAGAGGAGUAUGAACUAG
This is a messenger RNA of Poeciliopsis prolifica (blackstripe livebearer), 994 nucleotides long. Its product is annotated as homeobox protein Hox-D9b-like. The transcript is spliced from 2 exons. The record is from RefSeq and is a predicted model, not a curated record. Lineage: Eukaryota; Metazoa; Chordata; Actinopteri; Cyprinodontiformes; Poeciliidae. Gene Ontology annotation, cellular component: nucleus. The coding region runs from base 50 to 994 and encodes 314 amino acids. Gene Ontology annotation, biological process: embryonic skeletal system morphogenesis; anterior/posterior pattern specification; regulation of transcription by RNA polymerase II. Gene Ontology annotation, molecular function: RNA polymerase II cis-regulatory region sequence-specific DNA binding; DNA-binding transcription factor activity, RNA polymerase II-specific.